Messenger RNA from Penicillium daleae, 843 nucleotides. Its product is annotated as GPI anchored serine-threonine rich protein. The transcript has a single exon. The coding region runs from base 1 to 843 and encodes 280 amino acids. NCBI's taxonomy places the organism in Eukaryota, Fungi, Ascomycota, Eurotiomycetes, Eurotiales, Aspergillaceae. The record is from RefSeq and is a predicted model, not a curated record.
AUGCGCUUCUCCGUUGCUGCUCUCGUCUCUGCCUUCGCGGCCCUCGCUGCUGCCUACACCACCCCCGACUACUCCAACCCUCCUCAGGGUAACGCCGUCCGUGCCCCCGGCCUGAACGAGCAGGUCCCCGAGGGCAAGCCCUACACCAUCAAGUGGGAUCACGACCUCGGCAAGACCGUCUCCAUCGUCCUCCUGCGCGGUCCCUCCACCAACGUCGUGCCCAUCGCGACCAUCGCUGAGAGCAUCCCCAACUCCGGCGAGUUUGUCUGGACCCCCAGCGCCAGCCUGACCCCCGAUGUCACCCACUACGGUCUCCUGAUCGUCGUCGAGGAUGCCGGUGCCAACCACGGUGCCUACCAGUGGUCUACCCAGUUCGGUCUCUCCAAGGCUGAGGGCUCCACUACCACCACCACCGCUACCACCGCUACCACCGCGAUCACCACCCCCAGCGGUUCCCACACUACUGCCACUUCCUCCUCGACCUCCAAGCUGACCAUCACCACCGUCAUCGAUGAUGUUACCACCACCUACUGCCCCGAGGAUCAGAGCAGCUCUACUGCCGUUUCCACCGUCAUCAGCUCUUGGGAGGUCACCACCACCAUCUGCCCCGAGACCACUGAGACUCCCGCUCCCACUGCUUCUUCCUCCCGUGUUGCCGUUUCCCCCGUUAGCUCCAGCACCCUGAAGAGCACCCCCUACAUCCCCGCUGGCACUGCCACCGCCACCUCUACCUCCACUGCCACUGCUCUGCCUACCUCCACCACUGCUUUCAACGCUGCCGGUCGCAACGUCAUCUCCUUCGGUGCUGUUGUCGCUGGUGUCGCUGCCUUCAUGGCCCUGUAA